Molecule: messenger RNA, 2643 nt
Organism: Chlamydomonas reinhardtii
Lineage: Eukaryota; Viridiplantae; Chlorophyta; Chlorophyceae; Chlamydomonadales; Chlamydomonadaceae
Exons: 7
Coding region: 280-1137 (285 amino acids)
Source: RefSeq, a predicted model, not a curated record
GAUUAUGUUCUCCAGAAGGGUUUCCAAAUUUCCACACGAGCUUGCGUGACAUGAUUGAGCGGUCGCGUUAGCGAUUAGUGCUCGGCCGGCGGUUCACACUUAGGUGAGUGAGACUCGUGCAUACGAAAAGAGAUAACCAAAUUGCUAACACGGUAUUCAGCACGUUACCUUGGAAACCGCGCGCUGUUUAAAGUUGGUCAACUGCCGUCUGCGCUCAGGCUGCUUAUACUUUGGUAACGGACAGCUAACAGCGACUACUUCGCCACGCUGCGCGCGGCCAUGCCCGCCUGCUGCUCGGACUUGACGCUGUCGGGGCUGCGCUGUGGUCGCUUCAGGGCCCAGGGAGCCAGGGGUUGUGACCGUGCUUACGCGAACACGCAGUCGCUUCCGGGUUGGCUUUGCCUAAGUCAUUCGACGGAAGCCGCACACGCGGGUCAGGCGAAGGUGUCCUUCCGCACCAUGCCCCUUCUCUUCGGCGUCCUGGCGCUGCUGGCAGCGACCUCGACUGUCACAGGUCAAAUGGUUGAGGUCAGCACCUAUCUUGGAAGUGGUGGAUAUGCCACCUACACCAGCACGGUGCCACGUGAUUCAUGCUGCACUGAAUACUGGUCCUUGCAGCUGUCUGAGUUGGAGGUCAACCUGCCUGGCAGUGACGUGAGCGUGCCUAGCUCCUUCAUCAUCCAGGGUUACACCUACGUGUAUGACGCCUGCCAGGAUAUUAGCUUCAAGACGCGCCGCUUCUACUCUGACGCGUCGACCGCAGCAGACCUGGGUAUAACGACAUUUUCAGUACCGCCCAGCGCCCAAAAGAUUCGUGUCGCUGGCGAGGCUACGCUGGGGUGCACUUUCACGAAUGAGACCCGCUGCCCCAACGUAUCCGCUGUGCUGGACAUCAACUGGGCAUGCAACAGCCCAGGGCCCAUCACUGGCAGGUACACCGCUGACCAGCAUUACCCCGGCAACAGACUCCAAACUGUCCAAGUUGGCACGUAUUGCCCGACUGGGUUCCCCAACGUCAUUGCUUUUAAGGACGGCGGCGUGAUUAAGACCGGCACGCAAACCUCCUCCACGUACGGCUACGACGCAAAGCGCACGUCUUCACGCUACAAGGCGCCCGGCAAGAACGCGGGCCGGUAGCGCCGGUGCGGCCCUCGAAUGCCAGGCGCGCAAUAAUGUGCACAGGACUCAUGUCAUGUCAUGUGCUGUGUGGUGCAUAACCACACCGCUGGUUAUGUGUUGCUUGCGUCAGACCAGCUCUAUCCAGGCUCAGAAGGAAUGCUGAACGUAUGGCAUGGCAAUGCACUGCCUAUUAUUGUGGAAGUUGUCUGUCGUUGCGCGACGGCGCUGCUUGCUCAAGCAUGUUGAAUGGGACCCCUAUUGGCCACACGCUUCCUAUCUAACGUCCCCACGCGCAUUUACUCAGUAAAGAAUAGCAGGAAGAGUGACUUUCAUCAUGCUGCAGAGAACGGAUACAUACUUGGACAGGCUACAUGCCGAGUCUGACCAAUGAUAGGCGCAUGUAGCGCAUGCAUCCUUGGCGCCGUUCGUACGUCGUGCGGGGACCGCGCACAGCGUGUAGACAGAGGAGCUGAUAUAUCGCACCCCACAGGCGGCGUGGAGGGUCUGUGAGACCGGACCCUGACUGCACAUGUGUUUUUGAUGAUGGAUGAGGCUUAAUGUGGUUGAGGGGUGGAUCUGCCGGUGUGGGCUUUAUUAUUCGUUGGUGCAGGCAGACGACCAGUGCGUGGCACUCAGCCACCAGCACCAUCCCCAAGAUCCUAAUGGACUGUCAACCACGCUCGGUGGUAGUAAAUAGGCGGCGAGGCGGCCGGCGGACACUGCUGCCGCCCUUGCUUGGGGCUUGUCACCUACCUGCCUGCGGGGUCUGGGGGUUCUGGCUCCUUACUUGGCAGCUGCCAUGCACCUUGGCACGUAGGUGUUCUGGAACGAACAGCACGAACGGUGGUGCACUGCCAAGAAGCUGCCACGUAACAUGGCUUUACGUUUCAUACAUGCUGCGCUCUUUGUUGUUGGCAUGAGGACGGCGCGUGUGACAAGCUAAGUUGGAAGGACUCGACGGGGCUGCAGUGGAAAUGGACCUGGGGUAUGAACGGCUGCGUUUGCUUGAUGCGAGGAUGCCGCUUCGCCUUAUGGGUGCAGCCAGUGCAGCCAUGAAGGAACACAAUGGAUGCUCGCCUGCCGCCAGACGUCGAGGUGCAUUCGGCCAGGCGGAAACUUUCAUUUAUACGUUGCCUGCUGCGAUGCCAACUUAAAACAUAGUAUCAUGUGCCGCCUGCUAGCUACGACACCCUCUUCCGACACCGUGCGCAUUGGUUUUAAAAGCAUCUCCGGUAUCAUGUGAGAAUGGAUGAGAAUUGGAUUACUGGAAGGGAGGGCUGGUGGAGUGCGCGUGAGGGCAUGAGCGCUGCACGCUUCUGCAACAAGCCCUGAAUGUCACAGUUCACGAACAAGUGACACGGAGAAGAUUGACCCAUGCAGAAUGGGGUUGGAUUGGCCCGUGCGGCUGCGUACUGGACUACUGGUCCUUGCGUGUGCGUCCGUGGCACAAUGGCUUGUUGGAUUAGGGCGUGCUUGUUCCUUGUCUGCCAAAGUACGCCUCCUCUAUUAACCACAUCACCAACA